Ruditapes philippinarum (Manila clam) is the source of this 7954-nucleotide messenger RNA. RefSeq lists its product as uncharacterized. NCBI's taxonomy places the organism in Eukaryota, Metazoa, Mollusca, Bivalvia, Venerida, Veneridae. The coding region runs from base 101 to 7954 and encodes 2617 amino acids. The transcript has 25 exons. The record is from RefSeq and is a predicted model, not a curated record.
GGGCGUUCAAUAUAACGACGCUUGCAGUCCAAAAGAAAUUUCUUAUUUUUUAUUAAAUCAACAAAUAUAUUCAUAAUACAUAGAAAUUGUGGAAUUUAAAAUGACGCUAAGCGGCGUUUUAACGCUGUGCUUUGCUUUUGUGAUUUUUAUCGGCGGAACUCGUGCUAACGAUUGUUCAAAUUAUGUUUCCGCCGACACUUUGGAAGUUCCUGAAAACACGGAAUGUACUCUAUCGUCGGAUCUUGACAAGAAUGAAGUGAUAGUUCAUGGAACUAUUACAAUAACGACAUCGGAUCUUAUCGUUAUUCGCGCCAAUAUUGUCGAUGUACACGCUGGCGGUAAAAUAACAGCCGACAAUUUAGCUUCCGGCGGAACUGGUAGGGGAAAUGCUCUCGGAUCUGGAGGUAGCCAUGGUGGGCGGGGAGGUAGUGCAGCCAACAAUUUCCUCUCCGUGUCCGACGCCCCUACAUACGAUAGUACCUCAAAUACCGCUGAACCUGGAAGUGCAGGUGGGGGUUCUGGGGCCGGUCUAGGCGGUGGAACGUUCGAUAUAUAUGCAGACGCCCUAACAAUAAAUGGAAUGAUUUCGGCAAAUGGCGGCGAUGCCACCGGAAGUGGUGGUGGCGGAAGUGGAGGAAGCGUCUACCUCGAAAUCGGUACACUUUCCGGUUCCGGUGUGAUAUCAGCACGAGGCGGUGAUGGUUCCGGGGAUGGUGGUGGGGGAGGUGGGGGACGAAUAGCUAUUGUACAUACUAAUGCGCUUUCGUUCUCGGGAAACAUUUUUGCCGACGGAGGUCUUGGUGGUUCAAUGCAAACAACGCUUGUUGCAUCCGGAUCGUCAAUGAGCUCAAGUUCGAGUCAAAGCGCUCGCCCGAACUCAUAUGGCUAUCUCGGCACGCACAGCUCGUAUUCCUGGAGACCAUCGACGUAUGCCGGGUCGUACCUACAAAUGAGCCUCGACUCCGAGAACUAUGUCACGGCCAUCAAGACAAGAGGUGGAUCGGGUUAUUAUGUGCAAACCUACACUGUCCGGUACUACAACUCCUCAUCUGACUCAUGGUUUACCAUUGGAGAUGACAACUAUCUCUUCAGCGGCAAUACGGACGCGUCUAGUCAAGUAACGCGAUACCUGCCAUGGCCGUUGUAUACAAAUAAAGUGCGACUGUACCCGGUGUCAUACUCCGGCGCACCUGAACUCUCAUUCCAGUUGCUAGGAUAUGCUCCAGGCACUUCUGAGACAAAUCCAACCGGUAUUUGCACUCCGGCAACGAAAGGUGGAAGUGGCGGUCCGGGAACGAUAUAUUACAGAAUGAAUGAAAACGAGGCUAAACUUGUCAUAAAUAACUAUGGAAAGAGUCCGAACCUAGCAAUGGACCCAACAUGCACAGCUAUGGACGUGCUUCAACAAGGUGCCGCCGCAUAUGUUUCCGACGAGGAUGCUGUUUUUAACGAAAUUGUGAUUAAUGACGGAUCUCAUCUGGUCCUAAGCUCAAAUCAGAACGUCACGGAUGUACUCGGAGAUGGGAGGUCAGUUCUUCAUUUAGCAGACGACUCAAAUCUCGAUGUAAAUGGUAAAAUGACUGCUCAUGCGCACAUCUACCCUGGAAGUUCCAUGAAAUUUCAUGCAGUUCCGGAAGUGGAACUUGUCGGUUCCAUUUAUGUAAGUGGGUCUUUAGAAAUGACAAAUGGUCCAAAACAGUCCUUGAUCCUUGCUGAACCAGCAGCUUUGACAUUUAAUACGACGGAAAUAAUGCAUUUAGAAUGCGAGACAUUAGACAUAAAAGAAAAUGCCCAAUUAUCAAUAAACAACAUCGGACCUUUCAUAUUAAAUUCAACAAAUGUUGUGAUAGGCGGAGAGUUCAUUGCCGAAGAGUUGGACAUUUUAGGAGGUACUAAAAGUUUCAUUGUAGAGUCAGAGGGAGUUGUGAACUUUUACCCUUCAACACCAUUUUUUUACCUCGGCGAAGAGAUCGACAUUCGGGGACAAGUGAAUUUAGAAAAACAUAUAUCAAUCAAGAAACCAUGUAAUCAAUUCCUUCUGGAAAAAGGUACGCUCACUUGGCCGCAAACUGAUGAUAUAAUUAUGCUUGAGUGUGAAAUCGUAAAAAUUAACGGUGUUUUCAGCCCCGGCAUUGUCUCUACUGGAACCGGAAUAGACCAGUUUACCAUAGGGUCAUCUGGUACAUUUACCUUAACAACAGACGGUCCUUUCCAGGCAGACACAAUUUCCAUAGCCGGAAAAAUGUACGUUGAAAACAUUGCAACGAUAAUGUCACAUUUAUCCUUAGAUGGAAGAGUGAAAGAAAUGACCAUACACUCUCCCAGUGGAGUCCUUGAACUUAAUAGAGAGAACUUACCCGCACAAAACUAUUCCGAAGAACUUAACCAAACUUGCAAUAUACUGAAAGUCAAAUCGCUUACCAUAGAUAAAACGUUCACUGCUAACGACCUUGAUAUCGACAAUGGCAUGGAUGACGUCACUGUAAAUAAGGACGGCACAUGGACGUUCAAUGCAUGCAACACGUUUCAAAUACACACGAUUUAUACAAAUGGUACAAUCACUUCAGCUGGACCUUUGUCGCUGAUAGGAAAUGGACUGGACAAAGUACACGAAUUUUAUAUAGAGUAUGGAGGGAAAGUAACGCUUGACGCAGAAGUUCAAAGUUCAAGAGAUUGGACAGAUGUUUCACUUGUUGGUGUACACGACUUCAAAGUUUAUGGAGCUUUCAAAGCUGGUUGGAUGAAAAAUUACGUCACAAGCGGUUCAACAGAAGAAGGCUGGGAUAAACUUGAAAUUCUUGUAAAUGGAACAUUCUAUUUUAAACCGGAAGGAAAUUUUCUGAUUGACUACAUGUAUGUGAAUGGACAUUUUGAGGCAUACGAUACCGUCAAUAUGACAGGGACAGACGCAGACCUUAUCAUCCAUAUGGGACCCAAAGGUAAAAUGAAGUUUGACUCCUUGGUCACCUCUGAUUGGUCAGAAGAAUCGGCUGUCACAGCAAGCCAAAUUCAGAUGGAUGUUGGUUCCUACUGGCAAACCGGAAACACUAAAUGGAAUGUGCAAGAAGCGUUAAUCGCUGGAUCCCUGUACUCAUACCCGUCUUCAGACGUAAUUAUAGUCUUUUUCACUGUUCAGAGUAGCGGAAGCGUUGAAUUUUCUAGGACUUCCCAUUUCAAAGGGAGUGGUUUUAAUGUAAAUUCUGGAGCAACAAUGGACAUUGCGUACAUGAAAUCGCCAGAGGACAUUUCCCAGGGUUCAGAACCAUCUACGUUACUCUAUAAAACGGUGGACAUUGCUGGGACAUUCCGAGCUGGUUCCCUUUAUAUUGGUCACCUUGGUGAUAACGUGCAGUUCUGUGAGAAUGUGUACGUGUCUGGAACCAUUGACGUCAGCAGUGGAGGGUAUCUUUAUGACACCGGACCAGGCAAAGGCCAGAUAAAUUCUAAUGGAGCCAGCGGAGCAAGUCAUGCAGGACGGGGUGGGCGUGGUUAUUCACUUGUUUCCGCGCUUUUGCCUCAUGGAACUAUAUUUAUUGAAAGUAGUUGGGGAUCGGGAGGCGGAAGCCAUACCAUAAAUGGUAACAACGGUGGGCGUGGCGGAGGCAUUAUUCAUAUUUACGUAACACAAAGCAUCGAAAUAAGUGGCAUUUUGAGAGCAAAUGGCGCAAGUCCAUCGUAUCAGUAUGCUGGUGGAGGUAGUGGUGGCAAUAUUUAUUUGCGCAGUGAGGAUCGUUUUGAAUUGACUGGAAAUAUAUAUUGUAAUGGCGGAUCAGUUUCCGGCAGAGGUGGAGGCGGAGCCGGCGGAUGGAUACAUGCGUAUUUCCGGUUUGCUGAUUAUCACAGCGGAUACGUGGAAGCAAAAGGAGGAAGCUCAAGUCAAGGAGAAAAUGGCGGUCCCGGUGUUUCAUAUUUUGAAGGGUCACAAAUUUCAAAUCUGCGAGUUGAUAACGGCUGUCAACAACCACAGGUAACGGAACCUGUAGGAAGCAAUGCUGGGGCCGACGAGUAUGAAACAUAUCUGUCAACAGGCGCUAUUGCCAUCCUGGACCCGCCAUCGGACGGGUACACUUUUACGUUUUCUCACAUGGAGCUUUACGGGGGAGCGCAUUUAGCAUUUAAUGGUACAGGGACUAAAGUGGUUACACAAUUUAUGUAUGGUGACGAUAGUGGACACCUUCAUAUUGGCCCUGGACAAACUUUUGAACAAAUUGAGGUGUCUCCGUACAGGCGGACGAACAUAACGUAUGAGCUUUUCCUAUAUGAAGGCGCCACGUGGGUGUUGCCGGAGUCGACUGUAGAGUUCCGUGAGGUUUUGGACCAGGAUGCUCAUGGAAUGGAAACCAGUUCUACAUCAUGUCCGGCCAGCAUGCUCAGAUCUACUUCCGGUCAUAUAUGGGGAGUUAUAGAUGGAACAAAAGCACAUCUUCUGAUAUCAACGGGUGCGACCUUGACCCUCGGAACAGCGGGAGUAAGAAAUAACAUCUUCGCUAACUUGACAGUACAAGAUGGAGGAGUGUUAGACCUCUAUACGAAUUACGGCGACAUAGAUGAUGUAUGGAUUCUUGAGGUAGGAAAAGCAGGUCACACGGGUCAGAUUACGAUAGAAGCUGGCGGAGUGAUCGAAUCAGCAAAUCUUAGGGUACAUACAGAUAUAUUAAAAGUCGACAAGCUUGGAACAUUGACUGCCUCUGGGAAAGGUCUUAGGACUGGCGACGGUGCGGGGACAGUCUUAGCAGGGGCAAGCUUCGGUGGCUUCGGUGGAAUCGGAAACCCCGGUGAGCCAGGGCUGACAUAUGGCAGUGUCUAUAAUUCGCAUUUGAUGUUUGGGAGUGGUGGCGGAGGAGCUACCGUUACAUACGGUGCUGGCGGAGGCAUACUAGACCUUGAUAUAAGUCAGAUUCUAGUUGUUGAAGGAACAAUUGAGUCGAAUGGCAAUAUCGGUUACUCCUCUGGAAUCGCUGGCGGAAGUGGUGGUUGUAUACUUAUAAACACACAUGACCUGGAAGGUUCCGGAAGUAUACAGACUUCCGGUGGAGAUGGAACAACGGAAACGGGACCUGGCGGAGGCGGAAGGAUUGCUGUUUAUUAUAAGACGACUCAGUUCUGGUUUGGCAGUCUAGAUUCACGUGGCGGGAAUAGCAGUAUGAGCAUUGGCGGUGCGGGAACAGUCUAUCUUAAGGACAUGGUGACUGACGCCCAGAACGAGACAUUAAUCGUUGAUAAUUAUGGUCUGGAACAUUCCGAAUCGGAAAUUAGUGACCAUGCAUAUGGUGAUGUCACCAGUCGAGCGGGCCGCACAUGGAUUGCUGACGACACCCUCCAAGAAAUGGACACAAUUCGUUUAGUCAGAAACGCCCAUCUUGCAAUAGAUCCGAGUUUGACAGAAGACGUUUUUCAACUUCAAGCGUUCAUGUUUGAAGGUGACUCAUCAGGUACUUUGCAUGUAGGAGCUGGUCAGCUUGUGAUCGUACAACAUCCAGAAGAUAUGGAAUUCCUAGUGAACGUCUAUGUUUAUGAAGAUGCCAAGUUGAUUUUACCAACAGAUUUCAUAUGUUAUAACACCGAAAUGCAUAUUUGGGGAACAAUAGGUGUCCAUGAUAUGACAGUAGGUGACGGAUGUUCAUUGUAUCUAGGAAGUACAGGAUCGACAACGCGAACAGGUGUUUCCUCUGAAAGUGGAACAUUUGAUUUUGACGAGAUUUCAGUUGCGGCAGGUGGCGAAAUUACAUCGACAUGGGAUCUUACGGGAGCUAAUGACGUCAUAAACAUAAAGGCGAGAAAGCUUCGUGUGAAAGGCGGAGGUUUAGUACAUUCAACCAAAGUGAAUAUCGAGGCUGAAAAUCUUAUCAUUGACGACUUGGGCAAGAUCAUUGGAGAUUUACACGACAUCCCAUGUGAUGCUGCCAACAGAGGCCAAAGCGGAACGAUCGGAACAGGUGCGUGUCACGCUGGUCCCGGUGGAGCUAACACUAAGAACAAGCUUACAUGUGCGCCUUUUGGCCAAGCGUUUGAGCCGAAGGAUAGAGGUUGCAAAGGUGGAGAUUCUUCAGUAUCGGGAAACGGUGGCCGUGGUGCAGGUGUAAUUUACCUUAAAGUAACAUCUGAGCUGCAGAAUGACGGUGAAGUAAGCUGCAAUGGCGAGGCCGGAUCUGGCGCUAGCGGUGGUGCUAGUGGAGGAUCGAUUCUGAUUGAUGUUGCAAAUGUUAAGGGUUACGGACAUUUUCAAGUAACAGGGGGUGAUGGCUCCACUUAUGGUGAUUAUGAAGGAUGUGGUGGGUCAGGUGGACGGAUAGCAAUGUACUUUGAUAGCAAUUUUACAUAUUCUGGCUCUUGGGACAUUUACGGAGGCGACUCUUCAAGCCCAGAAUGUGACGGAGCGUCAGGGACAGCGUUCUUUUAUCACAAUGGCUACAGUCACUCAACAUUACUCAUUAACAACCGUGGCCGUGGGAUAGCUGGCGAAAGUGGUGUGAUAAAUGACUACAACGACCUUUCAGAGGAUACAACUCAUACUUGGUUUUUACCUCACCAUGGUGAAAAUAACAGAUUUCCUACAGAUGAAAUUGUCUGUGGUCUACCACAUGAUGAUGUCUACAGCGCCUCACAGUUCGGAUCAUCUGGUGGUGGAGACGGUGGUGGAAGAGGUGCCGGUUUGAUACGAAUCAGUGCAACAAAUACAAUCCACAUUGACGGUGAACUUUCAGCUAACGCUGAAGACGGAAGUACCGUUCUUGGACAAGUUAGUGGUGGUGGGAGUGGUGGUAGUAUCUGGAUGCAAACUGAUCGGCUGACAGGCUUUGGUCUCAUUCAAGCAGCUGGGGGAAAAGGUUCGUUCGGUGAUACCAAGGUUCAAGAACUAGUCCGCAGCGAUGGCCUCGAACGGAUCCGUUGUGAUACAAUUAAAAAAUGCAUCGGUAGUAACUGUUAUGAUGAAACCACUUGUACAAAGACCGUCUGUAAUAGCCUUGAAUCAGGAGCAACGUGCACAGAAGUACAAGUGGACGAACUUCCGGUAAACGAAAUGCGUUGCUACGCUGGUCAGGACUGUAGCUCCGGUUCUUGUGUUCCAAUAACUGAAUGUUCUUACCUUUGUAACAACGAGGAAAGAUGCAACUAUGCCGAUGCUUCGUGUCAGACAAAAGAAGUAUGCUGCACAGCCGACUUUUCAGACUGUUGUUAUGAUUCCAUUGAUUUGUUCUUGGACAGGAAAACAAAAAACUUACAGUCAAAAUACAUUUGCUGUCAUGAUCAUAUAUCAUACGGUGAAGAGUGUUGUUACGACACUGGAACAGUUUAUGAUAAUGAAUACGGUUGGUUAUACAACCAGACCAUGUGCUGUCGUAUAGAAGAUUCGUGUUCUGGAAGUUCUUGUAGUCGUGAGCAAAUAUGUUGUGCAGAAGGCUAUGGCUGUGAAUCCAGAACAGUUUCAACCUGGACAACAACAACAACGACUACAACACCAGCUUCAAAUACAACUAAUUCAUCUACAGAGGAUCCGACCACAAGCACGACUACGCCACCAAAUGUUAUUUCUGAUACAACCCCAAUUCCCACGUACACGCUCUUAGGUGACGUCGUAGAGUCGUCGGGAGGUGGCGGUGCGGGCGGAAGAAUAUCAAUUCUGUUUGAAAGAAACUUUACUUUCAGUGAGUUUCGUUAUCUUGCAAAUGGGGGAUUGCCUGGUAGGGAAUGUGAUGAGUGCGAAGCUGGAGGACCAGGUACUGUGUUCUUGUAUCACUUAAAAGAGGAACAUAGGACAUUGAUUAUAGAUAACAACGGCGCCCCACGCCCAAGAGAUUUAUAUGUCAACUGGAACAGCAAAAGCCAAGAUUGUGGACGUGCCUGGAUUAUGCCAAUUUCUGGAAAGCAUUCUUUUGCCACAGGCACAACCGGGGGAUAUGCAUAUGAGUUUGAGGAGCUUCAGAUAUAUGGAAACGGAGAACUGCGCGAUUGA